UUAAGUAAUAUAUUAAAUUUUAAGCUUUAUAUCAAGAAGUUUACAAUAUGAAUUCUGGAGGAUAUUGUCGGUAUGAUUGCAUUACAACAGCAAAAUCAUUGCAAAUUCGUGGAAUGGAUAUUGGACGAGGAUUGCAGGAGAGAUUAAAAUCAAACCAGAUAAGUCAAGAUCGUGUAUAUAAUUACGAGAAGUGGUGGAGUGAAAAGCUCAGGAUAUUGGAUGAAAAACACACGCUUAAACAGAAUCUCACUGAGAUUGAGGCAGCACGUAUUUUGAGCAAAAUUGGAAAAUUUUUUGAAUUCGAGACCCCCUCCACGUGUCCAGAUUACAAAAAUCAAGUAUUCAAGUGUUUUGAAAAGAAUAAUCAAAAGGCAGCUAAAUGUGUAGAAGAGGUCACAGCAUUUAAAAAUUGUGUUGAUAAUGCAAUUAUAGAUGUUAGUGAUAAAUUAUCACCUAAUUUUGUUGAAACUAAGAUACCAACGUACAUGGAAAAAUUUGAGAAAAGUGUAGGAUGUCACUUGUUUUAAAUCGAACCAAUGAGUAGUAAAUAUAUACCAUAUGUUGAUUUUUAACAUUUUCAAGAAAUAAAGAGUAUAUUUUUCAAGAGGCUGGAAUUUUCGUCUUUGGAGCAAUAAAAUGACGAGUUUGAUAAUGCAGACUUAAAAUGUUGACGCACGUUUUUUCACGAUAUAAAAGCGAUGGGAUAGGAUUAUUGAUACAUCGGAAGUACCGCGAAUCUCAAGGAAAAUCUUUCGACUUUUUUCAAAGGCCAUUUGCCGUUCAUCGGAGUAAUUCAUCAUAGGCGUAUAAAAGCAGGAACAAGGCUAUACUAUUGACUGUGUAUAUGAAAUAUUUGCUUCGAUGACGUUUGCAAUAUAGCAAAAAAUAAAAUACAAAGGAAGAUGCACGUAUCACUAUAAAACAGAAAAGUGGUUAUAUAACGAAGAAUUUCGGGUAAUAAAAAGACAAGUUUACCACAUGCCGAGACGAGAUACGGACUUGCCAAAAACGAAGAUGCAUUCUAUGAAAAUCGACCCCAUCCAUUUUAUCAUCUAUCGUCGCUAUAGCUGGAGUCCGUCCAGAGAUCAAUGGAUCAGUGUUAUAUAAAUUAGAACAGCGGAAUCCAAGCAAUCAAAAUACUUGUGAAAUUAUUUGGUACAAGAUAGAACAAUAGAAAAUAUGAUAAUUGAUAAUCAUAAUGUAAGUCCAAGUGACAGUAAAGUGUAAGUUUUCGUAUAAUAUUAUGCACUAACAUUUACCUUGCAUACGUAUAAAUUUAAGAUGUGAAGUUUUGUAUAUCGGUGUGCGUAA
Messenger RNA from Ceratosolen solmsi marchali, 1311 nucleotides. Its product is annotated as Coiled-coil-helix-coiled-coil-helix domain containing 3. NCBI's taxonomy places the organism in Eukaryota, Metazoa, Arthropoda, Insecta, Hymenoptera, Agaonidae. The record is from RefSeq and is a predicted model, not a curated record. The coding region runs from base 48 to 527 and encodes 159 amino acids. The transcript is spliced from 5 exons.